Messenger RNA from Diaporthe citri, 546 nucleotides. RefSeq lists its product as uncharacterized. The transcript has 3 exons. Lineage: Eukaryota; Fungi; Ascomycota; Sordariomycetes; Diaporthales; Diaporthaceae. The record is from RefSeq and is a predicted model, not a curated record. Bases 1 to 546 code for a protein of 181 amino acids.
AUGGCAGGCAAAUCCGACAACGGCGAGAACGGUUCCGCUCCCGCAACCCCCAAGGCCGCUGCUGGUGGCGGCUUCAGUUCCCUCACCACCCGCGAGCAGGAGAUCCUGGCCAAGGCAAUGACCUGCCUCAAGUCCGCACCCGAGAUUGACUUCCCCAAGCUCGCAAGUGAGCUCGACAUGAAGAACCCUCGCUCCGCUGUCAACGCUUGGUCUCAGAUCAAGAAGAAGAUGGACUGGACGCUCAAGGGCCCCGCCAGCCCCGCUGUUGGUAAGACCCCCGCCGCCGGCAAGCGCAAGAUCGCGGGUGUCAACGAGGAGGAGGGUGACGACGACGACGAGACUCCGGCCCCGGUCAAGCUGGCCAAGAUCGCCCCGAAGUCACGCAAGAAGCUCCCCAACACCCCCAAGAAGGGCAAGGCCGUCGCCGCCGCCCCCAAGUCUCCUGUUGCCGUCAAGGACGACUCUGAGGAGGACAAGGUCAGCUCUGAGGACAAGGCCGGCGUCAAGGCCGGCGUCAAGGAGGAGCAAGUUGACGGCGAGGUCUAA